Momordica charantia (bitter melon) is the source of this 1033-nucleotide messenger RNA. Its product is annotated as DTW domain-containing protein. NCBI's taxonomy places the organism in Eukaryota, Viridiplantae, Streptophyta, Magnoliopsida, Cucurbitales, Cucurbitaceae. The record is from RefSeq and is a predicted model, not a curated record.
AUUAAAAUGAUUUGGUUUUAAGAAAAUUAAUUCGAACCUACAACCAAAUCAAUUUAAACAAAUAAGAAUCUAAACCAUAUCUUACUCUAACAACGGUGGCACUCGUGGAAGCAAGACGCGACAUCGUUUCCUCAAAACACCACGCCGCAUGGAGCCGAUGAACCAUCACGACAACAACUCCGGCGGAGGCGGAGGCGGAGGCGGCGGCGGUAAUUCCUCCUCCUCCUCAGCGCCGCCGCGGCGGUCAAUUUGCCCUAAUUGCUCCAGGCCGGAACCAGUAUGCCUCUGCAAAUUCUUACCGUCUCCACCAAUCGCAACCAGAACCAAAAUCAUUAUCCUCCAGCAUCCUCACGAGGCUCGCCACAAGCUCUCCACCACACCAGUCCUCGGGAAGUGCCUCCUCAACGCCACCACCAUCGUCGGCCGCCGCCUCCGGCCAGGCCUCUCCGAACUCCUCGACCAGUCGCCUCCCGCCGUCUACCUCUUCCCGCCGUCCGCCGCCUCUCCAGCCGUCGACAUAUCGAGCCUCGACUCCUCGUCUCCGAUCCGGCGCGGAGAUUCCGAUCUGGUCCUCAUCGCGUUCGACGGAACGUGGAAGCACGCGAAGGAGAUGGUGCGGUCGAGCGAGGAGUUCCUGUCGAAGUUCGCGACGAGAGUUUGCCUGGAUUCCGACGAUAAUGUGGACGGCGGAAGCAUCUACGAUUCGGAGCUGAUUCUGAGGAAGGAGCCGCACGGCGGCUGCGUGAGCACGAUGGAGGCGGUGGCGCGGUGUUUGGGAGCGGUGGAAUCGAACGGGGCGGAGAUUGAGAGGAGAUUGAUCGGAGUUUUGAGGGAAAUGGUUAGGUUUCAGGCCGGCUACGUGAAGCCCAUGAACCCUAGGCCCAAAUUGAAGAACAGCAAGAACAAGAAGAAGAACAAGGAGAAUGAAAUUGCAUGAAUAUUAAUAUACUUAUAUUGUUCCUAUCAUUUUUUCUAAGGUUAAAUUAUGAAUUUCAUCUCAUUUGACCCUAACCACACUUUACAUAUUCUAUUG